Molecule: messenger RNA, 5109 nt
Organism: Xyrauchen texanus (razorback sucker)
Lineage: Eukaryota; Metazoa; Chordata; Actinopteri; Cypriniformes; Catostomidae
Product: E3 ubiquitin-protein ligase Arkadia-like
Exons: 15
Coding region: 561-3644 (1027 amino acids)
Biological process (GO): ubiquitin-dependent protein catabolic process
Molecular function (GO): ubiquitin protein ligase activity
Source: RefSeq, a predicted model, not a curated record
GCGCGCAUAGCAUCGCUCUAAUGGACGCCGCGGAUCAGCAGGAAUGAGUAUUUGCACCCGAGGGCGAACGGGGUGGAAUUCGCGGCACAUAUGACCAUUAAAUAAACCGUUCUCUCUUUAAGUUUACCCCGUUCACACGUAUACCGUGUGAUAUUCUGACUCGCUUGCUUUUUCCGCCAUAUUUAAGGCAGAAUCGUCGAAAAAAACGUCAGUUAGCGGUGAGGCUAAAGCGCUGUUUCUCUCUCUCUCUCUCUCUCUCUCUCUCUCUCUCUCUCUCUCUCACUCUCUCUCUCUCUCACUCUCUCUCUCUCUCACUCACUCACUCACUCACUCACACACACACACAUACAUACAUACACACACACACACAGGUCUGUCAGUUUCACUCGCUUCCCCAACACUUUCCCACUUCUGUUGACAAAAAUGCAUCGGAAAGGCCGUUAGGUCUAGGAACGACAGUUCUCUGAAGUGUAUAGAGUUGUAGGAUCAUUGUGUCUCCUAUGGAACCAUAGAAUUCAUCGCUGUGAGCCUUGGUGGCGCUUGCAUGUGUGCUAGUCACAAUGAAGAGUGAGAUUCCGUCUGAGGGACGACGUAAGCAAGAGGCCCUGAAGGGGCCUCUGGCUAACCCUGAACCCAUGGAUACGGCUAAGAGCUUUCCCUCUGAGAUGGGGGUGAUAGGCAAGGCAGGAAGUGAUUUCUCUAAUCAGAUGUGUGCAGAGACCAGGCACCGACCUUCCCGAGAAGCUGGAGUUCGCAGAGACUUUGACAGAGGAUUGUCGGGACGCAAAAAGCGCAAGAGCCAGCAGCCUGGGCCAUCGUAUUGUUCCCUGAAGGAAGGUCAAGUGAGUGAGGCAGCCCUCACUCCUCCCCACCAUAGGUCGAUGCUGCUAGAGACCCAUAGUGAGGAUGAGAGAAACCCGGAAUCCUCGUUGAGUGACUGUGCCUCAUCGUCAUCCUCUAGCCUUCGGUUUGGUGACUCAGACACUCUUAGCUCAGAGGAGGACUGUAGGCCCACCAGUGGCCUGAUUUCAGUCAGGCAACAGCUCAAGGUGCCCGGGUCAGCCUCUACUGGCAGUACAGAAGCUGGGAUUGGCACGGCAGUAGGCAUGCGGCCCCUACUGGCACGUACUCGUGCCAGCAGAUCACGUAAGUGGGCGCGGCUUGAACCAGAGACAAAUCACGUGAAACGGCCGUGUCUCAGCUCACGCAGGCCGUUACACAGGAAACGUUUUGUGAAGGAUGGGGCAGGGGGUGGGGCCCAGCGGACUCCAAAGCAAAAGGAGCGAUUGCUGCUGCAGAGAAAGAAGCGAGAGGUGAUCGCACGGAAGAAGUACGCCCUUCUGCACAGUACUAGCAGCUCCAGUGAGGAGCUGACCUCUGAAUCUUCAUCCCCUUCUUCUACUGAGGCAGAGGAUGAGCUGUACGUAGAUGUCAGCAGCAGUAGCAGCCAAGCCAGCAAUGCAGCUGUGGCCUCAGGUGUGCUGGAUGAGGACGUGGUUGUGAUAGAAACAACUCCUGCUCCUGCAGUGCCUGCCAGUGAGGAGAUCAACGUCACCUCCACAGACAGUGAAGUGGAGAUCGUAACCAUUGGAGAUGCCUUCAGGCCACGUUUGUUGGGGAGCCAUGCCAGGAUGCACUGGGGGCCCAGCUGUUCCCAGAGUCGGGCUCAAGAGGGACGUGUCCGUCAUCGCCUGUCCACAGUCAUCCAGCCACUCAGACAGAGUGCUGGAGAGGUGGUGGACCUCACAGUGGAUGAGGAUGUUGUGCCAACCACAUCUGACAGCACACACCCACAGCUGGUCAGUUCCUCCUCCUCUUCCUCUUGCCGUAAUGCGUGUACCUCAGAAUCGCCACAGGAUGGUCCAGGGCCCUCCAGUUUCUGCUCAGCGGCUGCCCGUGAUAGCACACUUGCUGCUCUGAGCCACAGUGGAGUCCCAAGACCCACCACUGCCACCGAAGAUUCUUCUAUCCCUCAAUCAGAUGGCAACAGAAGGAGUAUGUCUGGUGAGAAUGGGGGUGUUGCGAUGCCCAGGUUACCCUCAUGUUGUUCCCAGCACUCCCCUUGCAGUGGGCCCUCUUCAAGGCACCUCUCUCUCGGGAACACACACUCAGGGUGCCUACAGGGCGGGACGACGCAGCAGUCUAGUCCCCCACAGUCUGGUGCCCACAGUCAUUCUCACCACUUCCACCACCACCACCACGCCACACCGGUCCCCUCUUCUCUGGCCUUCCCAGAGUCUAGCUGCCAUCUGGAAAGGCCCACUGCCAUGCCUGCCCCCUGUGGAGGGGUGAGCAGCAACCAGUUCCAUGACCAGCAGACUCUACCGGUGGAUCUCAGUAGCAAUGCACUGCGUAGCAGUGGAUCCAGUAGCACAGGGUUCCAUGGUACAUCUGCCUUCGACCCCUGCUGUCCGGGCACUGCCUCCCGGCCUCCUGCUUACGUUUCCCAGGCUGCACCUGGACCCAGCCAGCAGACUGUGGUCGACUCAUUCAGCUCAGCCAUAGUGGCCCAACCUCAGCCCCAACCUGCUCAGCUUUCCUCCUGCAGGCACUACAUCCAUCCCCCCUAUGGCCCCCUGCCACGCCCCCUGCAUCACCAGUCCACCUCCUCCUGCCCACACUCUCACAGCAAUGCCCCUCUCCCUCAACAGUCUCCUCCACAGGGCGACUAUGUCAUCCCACACCCUGUCCUACCCUUCCACACCCCACUGCCUUCUCAUGGCCCGGCCCACUCUGUGCCACCUGCCCCUCCACCCUCCCUGCCUGCCCACCAUCUGCAAGGCUCCAGUGCCCCUCUGCCGCAGCAUCUUCCCCCUGAGCACCAGGUAUUGCAGGACCACAUGCCCCUUCUGCUCCACCAGUGUGAUUUACUUCAGAGGAUGGAGGAUCAGAGACGCAGAAUGAUGCAGCACCCAACGCGAGCACACGAGAGGCCUCCGCCACAUCCCCAUAGAAUGCACCCUAACUACGGUCACGGACAUCAUAUCCACGUCCCACAAACUAUGUCUUCACACCCUCGACAGGCUGACCAGAGAACAACAUGGGAGCUGGGCAUCGAGGCUGGUGUUACUGUAGCUCCCUACCCUUCAGGGCACCUGCACCCCCAUCUGUCUCACUAUCAUCCUCCACCCAGACUGCACCAUUUUCCCAUCCAACUGAUGCACACUGGCAUGUCUGAGGUGACAUAUCCACACAUUCGCUACAUCUCCUCCAGAAUGACUUUUGGACGCACCUAUGAGGAUCUGCUGCAUUUAGAAGAACGGCUGGGGACUGUGAAUCGAGGGGCCUCUCAGGGAACCAUAGAGAGGUGCACCUACCCACACAAGUAUAAAAAGAAGGUGGUGGAGAGAGACACUGAGGAACAGUUAGCACCUGAAGCAUGGGCAUCUGUUGGGAAAAAUAUGCACUCAACCUCAAACUCGAGGAAGCUGCAUGAUAAGCAAGAGGAAGAGGAGGGGGCAGAGGAAGACACGGAGGAGAAAUGCACCAUUUGUCUGUCUAUACUGGAGGAAGGGGAGGAUGUCAGGCGCCUUCCAUGUAUGCACCUCUUCCAUCAGCUAUGUGUGGACCAAUGGCUCCUCACUAACAAGAAAUGCCCCAUCUGCAGAGUGGACAUCGAGGCUCAGUUAUCUCCAGAGAGUUGAUGCUAUUUUUCUUGCAACCCUUUUGUCGGACGUUUAUAUGUUGUUUUCCUUUUGAAUAUUUGUCAAUAAUGCAUUCAACCAAAGAUGGCAUGAAAUACCUGCGCAACUAUGGUAAAUUAAUGAAAAACAACAGUCCACACACCACACACACAAAAAGUAUUGAGCCUAGCGUGCCAGAAAUCAUUUAGUAUCAGUACAUCUAGAAAUAACAUCAUCUUCAUUAAGGGGUUUGAAUUGUAUUGUAUUUAUAAAGGUUUAUGUAGCUUUUGUCUUCAUAAUUGUUAUUGUAUUUUAUUUUUGCAUGGUUCCUUGCAAUGCAUUUCUUUGCACAUAUAAUGAAAUCGGCCACAUAAGGCCUGAGAACUUGCAGACGAGGAUUACUGCUCUAGUAAAGAAGCAUUUUUACAUACCUGAUGCCUUGCUUUACUGGAAUAGAAUGUCAACCUCCAUUUUAAAACAUUGCAGGACUCAAUUUAUUGAUCAGUAUAUUGAUUAGUUUUGUUUUAGACAAUGUGAUCUGAAAUAGAUUUUUUUUUUAAAGUGAAUCAAGACAUUCCUUAAAUAGGAAACAAGAUCAUGCUUAAGAGAUCAGCUGCUGUAACAGUGUUCACCCUCACACAAAUUCACUCUCGGCACGGGAAACUGGGGCUGAAGUCUGUUCCAUUUCUCUCCAGCUCGUUAUCUGUACUAACUGAAUUCAGGUAGUUUCAUAAAAAUACAUGUUUCACUUCACUUUCUUGAACGUUCACAUGGUUGUGUUGUAUUAGUCCCCUCUCAGCACCUCAAUCGGCUGUCACAUGUAACACACUUUACUUAAUGUAUUUUCAAAGAGAUAGAAAAAAAAUGAAUGUCACCAUUCUGUAUUCUGAUUGUUGUUUUUGAUGGUAUAAUGAGGUUUGAUUAGGUAAUUGAGAAAGUGUAUUUCCUCAGACAAGCUCAAUAUGUUGACUUCUGUUGGGAGGAAACACUGCGACCGCAAAUCUGGAGUACUGGGCGACAGCGAAUUUCUCCUAGCUGUGUUCAUUUAUCUCUCUAUCAACAAAUUAGAAAGUGACUCUUGUUAGCUGAUUGUUCUUUCACAUAUAUUGUCAUUAACACGCAUUUGUUCUGCAACUGUGCAGCAAAAUGUUUUUUUUUUUUUGUUUUUUUUUCUUUUUUCAUUUUCUUCCCUUCUUUUUUACGCUGCUGUGAAAACCUAACACUAAUAUUAAUCUCUACUAGCUAACUUGCAUAUACUUGCACAUGAGAGACAAAAGACAGGAGUGAUGUGAGAAUGAGUGCACUGAGGCUGUGUAUUUCCACUCUGAUUGCCGAAUUUUGAGAAAAACUGUAAUUAUUUUGAAUGGAGUGUUGGAAUGCAGUACUUAAUGCAGGAGUACAUGCAUUCAUAGAUUUAAUGGCCCCAGGAUGAUAUUCCAUGGGAUUUAUAUUAGUUUUAAAAUAAUGAAAUUAAUAAAGCUAGGUA